Funneliformis geosporum is the source of this 556-nucleotide messenger RNA. Lineage: Eukaryota; Fungi; Glomeromycota; Glomeromycetes; Glomerales; Glomeraceae. The record is from the annotation of a GenBank genome assembly.
UAGAUUAUUGGAUUUCCCCGAAUUCAGAGAAGAACGCAGACGUCAAAUUCUCGCAAAAUCACGUGCGGAAUUGAGAGGUUCUUCAGUUGAAGAAAUUAAUUCUAAGACUUCUCAAAAAACAGACAAUAAUUCAACAAAUUCUUAUAAUACUUCAAAGAAGUUUCAAGAUGGAUCAAAUUCCAAUUCUAUUCCUCGACUUUCACAACGUACAAAUAAUUAUUCAAAAAUUCCGCAAGAAAGGUAUAAUAAUAAUUCUUCUCAAGAUUCCUAUAAUUAUUCCAAAUCAUCUCAAACAUCAUACAAUGGUCAUUCGAAACCUUCCCAAAAUAUUUUAGAUAAUCAUAAUUAUUCAAAACCUCUACAACAACGUAGUCAUAUAAACCCGAAACAAACAUCUCGUUCAGAAAUUUUUGGUAAAUCUGAAGUAUCAAUAAAUCCUAAAGGUGGAUUGAGUGUUUUCAUACCUGAUGAUGAUAUUGAAACUCUUACUUCAUUCUGGUCUAUGGAAGGACCUAAACCCAAUGCCAAGAAUUCAGCUAAUACUUUUAGACUAUAA